This is a messenger RNA of Lottia gigantea (owl limpet), 525 nucleotides long. RefSeq lists its product as hypothetical. NCBI's taxonomy places the organism in Eukaryota, Metazoa, Mollusca, Gastropoda, Lottiidae. The transcript is spliced from 4 exons. The annotation marks the transcript as partial. The record is from RefSeq and is a predicted model, not a curated record.
GUCUUAUUUGUUAACCUAUGUUUGUUAUACGAGGGUAGUGUAGUCUUAUUUGUUAACCUAUGUUGCAGUGUCUUAUUUGUUAACCUAUGUUUGUUAUACGAGGGUAGUGUAGUCUUAUUUGUUAACCUAUGUUUGUUAUACGAGGGUAGUGUAGUCUUAUUUGUCAACCUAUGUGUGUUAUGCGAGGGUAGUGUAGUCUUAUUUGUUAACCUAUGUUUGUUAUACGAGGGUAGUGUAGUCUUAUUUGUUAACCUAUGUUUUCUUAUUUGUCAACCUAUGUGUGUUAUGCGAGGGUUGUGCAGUGUCUUUUUUGUUAACCUAUGUUUGUUAUACGAGGGUAGUGUAGUCUUAUUUGUUAACCUAUGUUGCAGAGUCUUAUUUGUUAACCUAUGUUUGUUAUACGAGGGUAGUGUAGUCUUAUUUGUUAACCUAUGUGUGUUAUGCGCGGGUAGUGCAGUCUUAUUUGUUACUCUAUGUGUAUUAUACGAGGACAAAAUCACAAUGUUAAGUGUUCCACAACAGUGA